Messenger RNA from Betta splendens (Siamese fighting fish), 660 nucleotides. RefSeq names its product ubiquinol-cytochrome-c reductase complex assembly factor 6. NCBI's taxonomy places the organism in Eukaryota, Metazoa, Chordata, Actinopteri, Anabantiformes, Osphronemidae. Gene Ontology annotation, biological process: mitochondrial respiratory chain complex III assembly. Gene Ontology annotation, cellular component: mitochondrion. Bases 175 to 402 code for a protein of 75 amino acids. The transcript has 3 exons. The record is from RefSeq and is a predicted model, not a curated record.
AAAAAAGAUACGCAGUGAGAGCUCCCUACAACUAAAAACGAUCUCCGCGUUAGCUUACGCUAGCGUGACCUGCUAGCGUGUCCUGCUAGUGUGUCCCAUUGACAGACGCGUGGCUUUCAGAUGGUGACAUUUAUUAAUAAACGGGGUUGAGUUGAGUCCCAUCCAUUUACAGAGAUGCCAGCUGGUGUUUCUUGGCCUCGGUACCUGAGGAUGCUGGGAUCCAGUCUGCUGGCUAUGUUCGCCGGAGCCCAGGUCGUCCACCAGUACUACUUACCUGACCUGAGUAUUCCAGAGAUCCCACCAAAGCCAGGGGAGCUUCAGACAGAACUACAAGGUUACAGAGUCAGACAAGAAGCUUCUGCUGCGUUUCAGCAGCUUAAAGCAGAGGAGAAGGUGGAGUGAUAGGCUUGUGUUGUGUGGUGGACACUUAAUCAAGGACAUUAAUCAGUGUCCAGUUUUUGCUGUGCUGAAUCUACACAGAGAUGUCGGAGAGGAGCUUUGCCAGGAAAGACUACGGUCUUUCUGAUCUGCAACAAGUUCAGUCCACGUGAUAAAUAUUUGCCACUGUGAACAUGUAGGGAUGCAGAGACAACAUUGAUACCUGAUUCCUGCAUAAUGUAUUAAUGAUGUAUGUAUUCUUGAUAAAGGUAUUUACUAGUA